Podarcis raffonei (Aeolian wall lizard) is the source of this 2226-nucleotide messenger RNA. Its product is annotated as monoacylglycerol lipase ABHD6-like. The coding region runs from base 1113 to 2135 and encodes 340 amino acids. Gene Ontology annotation, molecular function: catalytic activity. Lineage: Eukaryota; Metazoa; Chordata; Lepidosauria; Squamata; Lacertidae. The transcript has 8 exons. The record is from RefSeq and is a predicted model, not a curated record.
GAUCAGGUCUCAAAGGUAUUAGGUUGCAAAUCUCCAUUUGGAAAGCCUUUGGCUUUCGUUCCCAAGCUCUGUGGAAAUAAAGAUGUGUCAAUGGCUCUUUAGGGAAGCAGGUCCAGGCAAAAUGGAAGCUGUAGGGAGAGACAGCUUUGCUUAUAGGUCUGUUUGGCAUUUUCUUUUAUUUCGAAGAUGCUGAGCCUGUGCUGAACAUCACAAGAUAUUGUAUGGAUAUUUUGGAGGUAUCAUUUGAUGUCUUGUGUUCUGUUAUGAAGAAAGUUCUGCAAGUAAAGUUUUUGAAUGAUAUCUCAUGUGUCUCGGUAAUGCUACGUUUCAAAAGGAGUCGGACACUUCAAGCUGUGCAAUAUUAAUAUCUGCAAUAAUUGAGACUGGGAGUAGUUUGCCUAAGGCUACCCAGUGAGUUCAUAGCAGAGGUGAGGUUCAAAACAAAACAUCCUUACUCAAAACUCAAUCUCUUAACCAGCAUGCAACAGAUUUUAGUCAUAAAAUACUUUGAUCAUUAAAUGAUCAAAGUACUUUUAGUCCAAGCUACACAAGGAAUACAAAACAAAAAGAAAAAAAUAAUCAUAUAAAUGGGGAGGAGAGAUUGCAAACACACAAAAAUUGAACUAACCCCAUUUUGCAAGAGAAGUGUAUUUACUGGUGUCUGUUACAGCAGAAACCAUGUUAACUGUUAUGUACUGAGUAGAAUAGGAUCCAAAAUGCAGCAGUCUGAUUGGUCCUAGAACAAUAGGAUUCAGAAAGCAAUAGUCUGAUUGGUCCACAGGAGCCACCCAAUCCAGCUCCAGGUGGAAGUGAAUCCACAACCUGAUUGGCCUACAGGAGAAUCCCAGAAUUAGCCAAUCACGUGCGGCCCAUUGUGUAAAUAAUGUAUAUAAAGCAGACAUUCUGGGGGAACUCCCAUUCCUCCUCACCACUAUGAGCUGAAUAAAGAGCAUGAAAUCCACUCUCGACUCCGAGUAUAUUUCAUUAACCUUAAUAUUACAUGCCCUGUCCUCUUCCCCUUUCAUCAUAACACUUGGCUUUAGUCCUUUUUAUCUUUGAUUAUUAUUGUUAUUUUUACUUUUCAGGUAGAGGAUAAACUUAAUAUCACAAACAUGGAUUUUGCUCUGAUCAAGAUAUUCUUGAUAGUCAUAGGUUUCACUGUGGGGAUCUUAUUGACGGCUUUUCUCACAAUAUACUUCCAAUGGCCUUCACUAUUGAUCAAGAUAGCGAUACGGUUCAAACGCUGGCAGACCGGGGUGGAGGUAAAAUAUGCCACCUUCAAGGACUACCGGUUCUGUUACUUCUGCCGUGGAAAGCCUGGACCCCAACCAGCCAUGCUGAUGCUUCAUGGGUUCUCUGUCAGCAAAGACAUGUGGUUAGGCACAGUUGAACUCUUUCCCAAGGAUCUCCACUUCAUUUGCCUUGACAUGCCUGGCCAUGGCGAAAGCAUUCACUUGCAGGGAGAGGAGAGCUACACAGCAGCUGCUCAGGUGGAAAGGGUACACCAGUUUGUUGAGUGCACUGGUCUGAACCAAAAGCCUUUCCACCUGGUUGGCAUGUCCAUGGGUGGAAUGAUUGCAGGCACUUAUGCUGCUUGGUAUCCAUCUGAGGUCUGCUGCUUAUCCUUCAUGUGCCCAGCAGGUCUGCAGUAUGGCACAGAGAACGAGGUUGCCAAGCAAUUGUUGGAGCUGAGUAAGACUAAGAGCUUGUGUAAGAUACCUUGCCUUCCUUUGACUGUAAAGGAGGUAGAAGAAACCAUGGCACUCUCCCUAUACCACGUUCCCAAAAAUGUAAACAAACAGUUCAUGCAGGGAUUUCUGGACUAUCAGAUUCCACAUUACGCAAUAUUUAAAAAAUGUUUGCUGGACUGUAUCUCUGAGGAGUCCAGGUACACCCUUCUUGACAACAUGAGCAAGAUCAAGGCUCCCACACAGAUUAUUUGGGGAAUGGACGACAAGAUCACUGAUCCUUCUGGAGGAGAAAUUUUAGCUGCCAGCAUCCCCAACUCCCAACUGCAUAUGCUGGAGAAAUGUGGACACUUCAUGAUGAUGGACAGGCCCAAAGAAUCCGCCAAGCUCCUUGUGGAAUUCCACAAUUCAGUCUGUGGCAAGGUGGAGGCUAAGAAGUCAAUAUAACCCUCACUAAGGAGUCAAGCAGAUGGAGCAUUCGAAGCAACUUUCUUGCUCUUGAAAGAAAAGGGGCCUCAAAUGGACACUGUGGGUGUCU